Messenger RNA from Spathaspora passalidarum NRRL Y-27907, 1899 nucleotides. It is a transcript of the gene MSS116, whose product is annotated as ATP-dependent RNA helicase. Gene Ontology annotation, cellular component: mitochondrion. The transcript has a single exon. The record is from RefSeq and is a predicted model, not a curated record. Lineage: Eukaryota; Fungi; Ascomycota; Pichiomycetes; Serinales; Debaryomycetaceae. Gene Ontology annotation, molecular function: ATP binding; nucleic acid binding. Bases 1 to 1899 code for a protein of 632 amino acids.
AUGUCGUUGUCUAUAAUGAUCUCGUUGAGACAACUUUCUCGGUCAUUCGCAACCAGCGCUAGACCUGUCGCUACGUGUUCCCUUAGAUCACGUGGAUUACAUACAAGCACAGUUCAUUUUAAUGAAACCCCUUCUACCACAAUUGAUCCAAGUACAAUUCCUAAAACUCCUGCUGAUCUCGAAGGCAAGGUCAGCGCUAGUAUAAUCGAAUCAUUGAAGCGUAACAAUUUCAAUACAUUAACUCCAAUUCAACAACUUUCUUUGCUUCCCCUUUUAAAAACUGAAAAGGGUAUGGUUUGUCGUGCUAAAACCGGUACAGGUAAGACCCUUACGUUUAUCAUCCCAACUCUUGAAAGCGCCAUCGCCAGAAAGACCCCUGGUGUUGACACUUUGGUGGUAGCACCUACCCGUGAUUUAGCCCAACAAAUUUUCGAAGAAUAUCUCAAAGUUAUUUCCAAGUUACCUGCUAAAGUCCGCAAACCUCGUGUGGCUUUAAUCACUGGUGGUAGAUCGGGAAGAAUUAAUUUGAGAGACCCUGAAGCUAUUGUUAUUGCCACCCCAGGUAGAUUGGCCGCUGAUCUAGACAACCGUUCUGCUGCUGAAUUAUUUGACUCUCUUUCGUUCAGAGUUUAUGACGAAGCCGAUAGACUUUUAGACAUUGGAUUUGAACCUACUUUAGAUAGUAUUCAUGACAGUAUUAUGAGAGUUCGUGCUAACCCUGAUAAGCCGUUGAAGUCAUUAUUAUUCAGUGCUACCAUUGAUGACUGUAUGACCAACUUUGCUGUCAAGCACAUUAACCCAAAGUAUGAUUAUAUUAACACCGUUGCUGACGAUGAACCAAAUGUUCACGAAAACAUUCAUCAGAUCUUGGUUGAAUGUGAAGAUGCCAUUGAUAAAUACCAGACCGCCAUUUCAUACAUUGCCGAUGCCGUGCAAGAAGAACAUUUCCGUGGUAUUGUUUUUCUUCCAACCAAGACUUCUGUUGAUUGGCUUGAAGAUUACUUGAAACAAAUCAGUCAAGCUGGUAUUGCUUCUGAGCGUAGAUUGUUUGGCCAUAAGGGAGAAGCGCAACUUCUCAAGAUUCAUGGUGGAAUGACUGUCAGCCGUCGUGAAAAUGCCCUUCGUAUGUUCAAAAACUGUCCAAAGGGUUUGUUAAUUGCCACUGAUGUUGUUGCUAGAGGUAUCGAUGUUAAAGAAGUUACUCAUGUUUUCCAAUUUGGUGUUUCUGACGACCCUCUUGAUUAUGUUCAUAAAGUUGGUAGAACCGGUAGAGCGGGUAAGACCGGUAAGGCCGUUACCUUUUUAACGACGAGUGAAAGACCCUAUACCAACACUUUAGCCAGAAGGGCCCAAGUCAGCUUUAAGGAAAUGAUUAAAUCCAGCGAAAUUCACCAAUACGAUAUCUACAAAGUUCAAGCUGACUAUGAAGAAACCAAGGAAUUUAUGUUACCUAAUUUCUCUUUCUUGAUCCAAACCUGUGAUAAAUACAGAUUAAAUUUAAAUAAAUUAGUUGAAGAAAAUAUGGAAUUCUUCCGCCGUGUUACUGGUGAAGCCGAUGCAAAAAUUAGAUUAUCUGGAUUUAUGAAGGGUUCAUUAAAGAGAGUCAGUCGUGAUAUCUCCGAUGAAUAUUUCGUUGGUGGUGGUGGCGGUAGUGCUGGUGGGUACCGUGAUGGUGGAUAUUCCAGAGGCGGUGGUUACAACAGCGGAAGACAAGGAAGUUACGGAAAUUACACCCGCAGUGACAGAGGUGGUUACAAUAACAGAGGUGGCGACAGAGGAUAUAACAAUAGAGGAGGAUACAACAGAGGUGACAGAGGAUCUGGUAAUAGAGGAGGUUAUAAAAAGGGAUAUGAAAGAUCUUCAAGGAACCGUGAUGACUUUGAUGACCUCUUUGGUUAG